GUCGGUGCCUCGAUUGUGACAUAGUCCACCUCGCUGUGUCCUGUUAUCCUUAUUUACCUGAAACCGAGUUAUUUGUGGUGCAUAACAACCGCCAGCCUUCACAACGGAAACCGAGCCUAGCUUGGAGGCACCUCACAGUUCAGUAGCUGAAUCCGUUCCCGUCGCCAGCGAGCAACCCGAGCAGGAGCCGGCGGAAGGCGUGUUGCCGGACAGCCCGCCGCUGCGAGGAGCGCACGCAGAGACCGCAGGCGCAGUAGGCGCGGAAACCUUACCCGCAGUAGUCGCGGAAGCCUUACCCGCAGUAGGCGCGGAAACCUUAUCCGCAGUAGGUGUGGAAAUUGCGGAAGACCUGUUAAACACGGCAGCGGCAGACAGCGCUUUCGGGAGGACUGCCUUUCAGGCCAGCCGAGCCUUGAUACGAGGUGCCGCUGCUGAAGCGGCCGCCGGAGGGAGUGGUUCAGGCGGUGGGAAGAAGUCUCUGCAGUCGCAGGAGCAGUGGCGGCAGGAGCAGCGGCAGGAGGGUCCAUGACGGAUGGCCGUUCAGAUGACACAGACUUGCCCUCAUCGGAAGGAGAACCAGCAGCGGCCGGGUUGGCUGCUCCUGCUGCUCUCGCUUCAACUGCUGCUGCCACUGCUUCACCGGAAGGAGGGGUCGCUCUAAGCAGUGUAGAGGGAACUGGAGGAGGGAGAGGGCGUGAGGGAGGGGACGGACGAACAGACAGUAUGUCCGAAGCUGGAAAGGAGGCUCGGGCCGUGAGAGCCGCCGAUGCGGCGAUCAACGGUGAGGAUCAGCCGCCGUUCCUCCCGGGCCUCCCGGACGACCUGGCUUGGGCCAUUCUUCUGCGCGUGCCUCGGAGCUGCCUGCUGCUCCUCAGGGCCGUCUGCCGGCGCUGGCAUGACAGCCUCGGGUCGAGCCUCUACUUCCAGGCUCGGAAGAGGCUCGGGCUUGCCGAACCUUGGCUCUAUGCAUCCAUCAGUGAUUGGCAGGGCCACAACGCAUGCAUGGCGUUCGACCCCAGCAGCAGCGCGUGGCACACCCUGCCGCCCAUCCCUGGCGCGCAGCAUCGGUCCGUGCUCACGCUGCAGUUUGCCGCGGUGAAGGGGCGGCUGCUGGUGGCGGGCGUGGUGGAGCGGGAGGACCCGCUGGACUCUGCGUCGGGCGUGUUCAUCUAUGACCCAUCGCGAAACGAGUGGAAGCGAGCAGCCGCCAUCGGCACGGGGAGGUGGUUCUGCAUGUUUGGCGUGGUGCGGGACCGGCUGUACGUGGCGGGGGGUAUCGGCACGUCUAACAGCCUGGCGCUGGUGGGAUCGGUGGAGGCGUAUGACAUGGACAGGGACGCGUGGGAGCAGGUCACCACAUCAUCCCGUGCGGAGCUCAUGACGUUACCCGGUUACCAGACGGUGCUGAGCGGGUGCCUGGUGGCAAAGAACAUCGGGUGGGGGCAGCGCCUGGGCAUUGCAUUCAACCCGCUUACCAACACGCUCAGGGAGCUGCCCCCAGCCAUGGUGCAGGGCUGGCAGGGCCCCACGACGUCAGUGCAGGGCCACAUGUUCAUAGUGGACUUUGGCGACGACUACAAGCUCAAGACGUGGGACGCGCACACGCAGGCCUGGGCGUGGGUCGGCCAGGUCCGGCUGCCGGCGGUGUCGCACAAGCCGUGGGCGGCGCAGCUUGUCUGCUUCCUGGACUACAUCUGUCUCGUUCUGCCGGACAGGUCGCUCGUUAUGGCCCCUCUGCCGCCCCUGCUGCGAUCAUUGGAGAGACAGAGGAGGAGGAGGGAGAGGGAGGGGAGGGCGAGAGGGAGGGGGAGUGGGAGAUGGAGGCAUGAGGAGGAGAGAUGUGGGAGGAGCGAUGGGGAGGAGGACGAGGAAGAUGAGGAGGGGGGUGAGGAUGAGGUGGUACUGGUGAAAGUGAUACCUGGGCCAGGGGCAGGGGAGAAGGGGUCAGAGCUGGUGCUCACAAAUGCCGUGCUGGGCUGCCAGGUGCUCGCCACGUGAAUGCAACAGAGUUGGCUGGUGUGCCUUGUUGGGCCAUGUUGGUUGAGACAUUGAUUCAGCACACGUGUGUUUGAGGUAGUUGUCUGCAGUAGAGGCAGCAUUGUGUCAGAAACCCAGCCACUAACCACUGGGUUAAAAGGGCUUGUUGAAUAGCGGGUAAGUGCGCCCAUAGCCCCCCAGGCUCUGCACCUGUGGCCCUUCCCCGAGGAUCUCAAGGGCAACCCCAGCGGGUCACUCAACACCCCCCCCCCCGCUGGGAUAGGUGGAAGACACGAGCGCCUCUGCAGCGCUGGCACUGGGAGUUGAACCCAAGACCUUUGGCUCUGAUGUACCAUGUCAGAAACCCAGCCACUAACCACUGGGUUAAAAGGGCUUGUUGAAUAGCGGGUAAGUGCGCCCAUAGCCCCCCAGGCUCUGCACCUGUGGCCCUUCCCCGAGGAUCUCAAGGGCAACCCCAGCGGGUCACUCAACACAUUGACCAGGAGAGUGUUGCUGUUGGGAGUGAAAAAGAGACUGGUCAUGCAGUGAAGUGAAGAACCUUUUUUCUGAAGAGCUGUGUUGUAUUGAGUAGAUGGCAGUGCAGUGCAAGUGCAACCGUUCACUGGAC
Messenger RNA from Closterium sp. NIES-67, 2605 nucleotides. The record is from the annotation of a GenBank genome assembly. NCBI's taxonomy places the organism in Eukaryota, Viridiplantae, Streptophyta, Zygnematophyceae, Desmidiales, Closteriaceae.